This is a messenger RNA of Nerophis lumbriciformis (worm pipefish), 2171 nucleotides long. RefSeq names its product ras-related protein Rab-26. Lineage: Eukaryota; Metazoa; Chordata; Actinopteri; Syngnathiformes; Syngnathidae. The record is from RefSeq and is a predicted model, not a curated record. Gene Ontology annotation, molecular function: GTPase activity; GTP binding.
CACUGUCGCUUCCCCGACACACGCCUGAGUAUUUAUUUUCAAUAUUACAAGCAAUGGUUUAGUGUGAACCUCCUUAUUUAAAACCAAGUCGCUGAGAGAUUGACAGCCUCAUUUUGGUUUUACUUUUCCACAUGCUGUUAACUCCACUUAUUACCAGAGCCAUGUCCAGGAAGAAGACGUUAAAGGGCAUAGGUAUCUCAAAGAGCCCCAAAGGGUCGCCGGGCGGCGGGAGGACGGGGAAGGGUCUGACCGCCGGGGCUUCACCGACCUCCGGUCUUGUUUACCCCAGCGGACCGUCCAUCAACGGCAGCGGGGAGUUUUAUGAUAUCGCAUUCAAGGUGAUGCUGGUGGGAGAUUCAGGUGUUGGAAAGACCUGCUUGCUGGUACGCUUCAAAGAUGGAGCCUUUCUAGCUGGGAGCUUCAUCUCCACUGUGGGCAUUGACUUCAGGAAUAAAGUGAUGAACCUUGAUGCUUUGAAGGUCAAAUUGCAGAUUUGGGACACCGCUGGUCAAGAGCGAUUCCGGAGUGUCACCCAUGCAUACUAUCGCGAUGCUCAUGCUCUCCUUCUCCUCUAUGAUGUGACGAACAAAGCAUCGUUCGAUAACAUUCGGGCAUGGUUGACAGAGAUCCAUGAGUACGCCCAGCAGGACGUAGUCAUCAUGCUGCUAGGCAACAAGGCAGACUUCACCCACGACAGGGUAGUGAAGAGAGAGGAAGGAGAGAAGCUGGCAAAGGAGUUUGGGGUGCCCUUCAUGGAGACGAGUGCCAGGUCUGGAAUGAAUGUCGAGCUGGCCUUCACAGCUGUGGCAAAAGAACUGAAGCACAGGACCAUGAAGGAGCCCGAUGAGCCAAAGUUCCAGUUGCAGGAGUACGUCAACAAAGAAAUGAGAACUUCUGGCUGCUGUCGGUCAUAGACGAUGACGUCUGUGUGUGAGUGUGUGUGGACCUAAAAGAGAGACUCCGGUCUAAUAUCUAGUAAGUCUGUUCACCAUUGAGACUUUUAUUGUUUAUAUACAGUACAGGCCAAAAGUUUGUACACAACUUCUCCUCAUUCAAUGCAUUUUCUUUCUGUUCAUGACUAUUUACAUUGUAGAUUGUCACUGAAGGCAUCAAAACUAUGAAUGAACACGUGAGGAGUUAUGUGCGUAACAAAAAAAGGUGAAAUAACUGAAAACAUGUUUUAUAUUCUAGUUUUUUCAAAAUAGCCACCCUUUGCUGUGAUUACUGCUUUUUGCACACUCUUGGCAUUCUCUCGAUGAGCUUCAGAAAGGGUUUUCACUUCACAUAGUUUUAAUGUCUUCAGUGACAAUCUACAAUGUAAAUAGUCAUGAAAAUAAAGAAAAGGCAUUGAAAUGAGAAGGUGUGUCCAAACUUUUGGCCUGUUCUGUACAUUGUCUCUCUCAAGUUUAAUGUCCCUCUGCUACUGUGAAUGUAAAAGAGCUCUUACUGUAUAUGCAGGACUCAUGCAUGUUCACACACGAUCCACAGUUGUAAUGUGUGUUUGUUCCCCCUCACACCCUCAUUGAGUGUGUUCUGUGCUGUGACGUGCACAUCUGACAUGCAAGCUCAGUUUUGUGAUCUAUAGAAGCCUAGUUGAAAUACAAGUGUAAAGAUUCAAAGCUGACAGGAAAAAACAAAUCCAUUCCAUGUCAUACCAGAGAAGCUGAAAUGUAAACUGAAGAACAUUUUUUACACAGAUUCUGUAAUGCAACUAAUGUAAGCUUUGUUUUGUAAUUAGAAGUCUAUCUGUAACCAGCCUACGUGUCUAUUCAGCUUAAUACGCAGUUGGGAAAUGUACCGUGUUGUUACACACAUUGUGACUGAAUAGAAAUGUAUUUACACUAAAAAAAAAUGACAAGAGCAUUUCUUUGUUCUUAAGAAGAGAAACACUGCCAUCUUCUGGCAGUUUUUUGUCAUUACAUGGUAAUGAUACGUUGACCCGACGUGAAUAUAGUAUUGUAUUCAUUUUAGAGGAGUCAACCUAACAUUUUUCGAUAUUAAUUUGAUAUUUUCAAGUAAUUUUCUCUUUUGGACCAAAGGAAACUGUAAAAAAAAAAAAGCAAUCUCAUUUUAAACUAGCAUGUUCUGCUAGCUAGGAGUCAUUUAAGCUAAUCCAUUGUUUUUUUUGCCAACUGGUUGCCCGUGGUGUAGUUUAGUAAGUCUUUAAUAAA